AUGUUCAAAGUCACUCAGAAGUUGAGUGGUAAUGUUCAUGAUUAUUUAACGUACAAUAAAGCGUUUAGAGGUGAAAUUUCUUUAUGUCUGAGACUUUUCACCAAACUAUAUAUAUCCGUUACAAGUUUCUCAAUCAAGGUCAAACAAAUAGUUGAUGCCCCGUGGUUCGUCAGUAACAAGACGAUACAUGACGAUCUGAAUACUUUAUAUAUCGAGGAAGUAAUAAGAAACUUCAGUGUCCACCACUUUCAAAAACUAGAAGCCCAUCCAAAUAAAAUAGUUGCACAACUGCGUGAAAUGCCACAUUCCAGGAGGCUCAAGCAAGCAUCAUUCAUUACUGUGAAUGAUCCGGCAAUUAAAAUUGAGCCACCAGAAUAUUUAGAAGAAGAAAUUAAACGCGAAAUUGGGGAUGAAAUGGAUGAUCUUGAUGAUAUUGUUAAAUCUGAAUCGUAUACUGAGGAUGAUAAAACCUGUUUAGAAAGAUUCAUGAAUUCCGAGGUAACUAUCGAAGAAGAAGUCAAACAGGAAUUAUUUGAGACAUCAGCUUAUAAAUGUGACAUUUGUAAUCGAUCAUUUGCAGAAACAAAUCAAUUAAAAGAGCAUAUGGUCGAUCAUAAGCCUAGUAAUAGCAAAGAACGCCCAUUCAAAUGCGACAUCUGUCUCAAGACUUACAAACGAAAAAGUCAUCUGAAAAGUCACAUGAUUAUUCACAGCGGUGAACGCCCCCAUGAAUGCACUACAUGUAAUAAGAAAUUCAAAGUAUUAAGUACUCUCAAAAGUCACAUGCUCAUUCACAGUCUUGAUCGCGCCUAUCAAUGCAAUAUAUGCAAAAAGAAAUUCGCACAAUUAAAUGGUCUAAAAAAUCACAUGCUCAUUCACAGUGGUGAGCGCCCCCAUCAAUGCAAUAUAUGCAAUAAGACAUUUGCACAAUUAAGUACUUUGAAAAAUCACAAUCUAAUUCACAGUGGUGAGCGCCCCUAUAAAUGCAAUAUAUGCAAUAAGACAUUCACGCAAUUAAGUACUCUGAAAAAACACAACCUAAUUCACAGUGAUGAGCGUCCUUAUAAAUGCAUUAUAUGCAAUAAGUCAUUCACACAAGUAAGUACUCUGAAAAGUCACAACCUAAUUCACAGUGGUGAGCGCCCCCAUCAAUGCAAGAUAUGCAAUAAGGCAUUCACAGAAUUAAGUACUCUGAAAAAACACAACCUAAUUCACAGUGGUGAGCGUCCUUUUAAAUGCAUUAUAUGCAAUAAGUCAUUCACACGAGUAAGUACUCUGAAAAGUCACAACCUAAUUCACAUUGGUGAGCGCCCCCAUGAAUGCAGUUUAUGCAAUAAGUCAUUCACAACAUUAUAUAGUUUGAAAAGUCACAUGCUUUCUCAUACCGGAGAGCGUGCCUAUAAAUGUGAAACAUGCAAUAAAAGAUUUGGUUGUUCGAGAAAUUUGAGGAGACACAUGUUAAUUCAUAGUCAGAAGCGAGAUGAAAAUAAGUGA
This is a messenger RNA of Ctenocephalides felis (cat flea), 1494 nucleotides long. Its product is annotated as zinc finger protein 501-like. The coding region runs from base 1 to 1494 and encodes 497 amino acids. Gene Ontology annotation, biological process: regulation of transcription by RNA polymerase II. Gene Ontology annotation, molecular function: DNA-binding transcription factor activity; RNA polymerase II cis-regulatory region sequence-specific DNA binding. Lineage: Eukaryota; Metazoa; Arthropoda; Insecta; Siphonaptera; Pulicidae. The transcript has 3 exons. The record is from RefSeq and is a predicted model, not a curated record.